CCUGGAAGUCAUUUACACAGAUCAGAACAAGUAUGAACAUGGAAGUAAAGGCAACGUGAGGGGACGCGUUUACAGGGGAUAAAAAAAGAAGAAGAAAGAUUAACACACAGGAAGUAGGAAGUGUGAUCUACGAUAUCUCCAGUUUGUGUGUGUGUGUGUGUGUUUGAGCGUGAAUUUAUUUUUGUGUGUGUGCGUGUGUGUUUGUGUGUGUGUGCGUGUGUGUGCUCUGGUAUGUGUGAAAUGAUACGCUGACCUGUGGUAUGAUUUAAGGACAAUGUCUCUGAAACUACCUCGCAACUGGGACUUCAGCACCUUCAAGGCUGAGACAGCUCGCAUAGCACGAUCCAGGAGUGUGAUACCUGGAGAAGGAGGCUCUGGCCCGGGCUCACCGCGCUCCCCCAGGUCCAUGGAGAGGCCGCUGAAGGCCGGCUGGCUCAAGAAACAGCAGAGGUCUUUAGUGAAGAACUGGCAGCAGCGUUAUUUUGUGCUGAGAGGAAGCACUCUGACCUACCACAAAGAUGACAAGGAGACAACUGUCCAGGGAGUCAUCCAGCUGCGGUUCAGUAAAGUUAAUGAACUCCCCCCGAACUCAGACGACCCCGGGAAGUACCUCUUCGAGAUCAUACCACGUGCAACUGGAGACAGAGAGCGAUGUCCCUAUGUGUUCAUGGCAAACUCCCAGAGCGACAUGGAGGAGUGGGUCCGCACUCUGCGCAGGGUCAUUGGAGUACCAACAAGUGGAGUGUUUGGAAAGAGUCUCAUGGACACAGUAGCAUAUGAGCACCGGUUUGGGCCUCACCUGGUGCCAAUCCUAGUGCAGAAGUGUGUGGAGUUCAUCAAAGAACAUGGCCUAGAUGAGGAAGGCAUCUUCCGUCUCCCGGGUCAGGACAAUGCUGUGAAACAGUUCAGAGACGCCUUUGAUGCAGGAGAGAGGCCCUCUUUCCCCAGUGACACAGAUGUCCACACAGUGGCGUCGCUGCUCAAGCUCUACCUGCGUGAGCUUCCUGAGCCAGUGGUGCCCUGGACUCAGUACCAAGACUUCCUGGACUGCACCAACCUGCUGGACCCCAGCAGUUCAGAGGGUUUGGAAAAACUGGAGAAACAAAUUGCUCUUCUUCCCAGAAACAACUACAACCUUCUCAGUUAUGUCUGUCGGUUUUUGUUUGAGGUGCAGCUGCACUCCAAGGUGAAUAAGAUGAAUGUGGAGAACUUGGCUACAGUGAUGGGGAUCAACCUGCUUAAACCUCAGAUAGAAGAUCCCAUCACUGUGAUGAAGGCAACGCCUCAGAUCCAGAAGCUGAUGACAGUGAUGAUCAGACAGCAUGAGACUCUGUUUCCUCUGUCUAAAGACGUGUUGCCCUCCCCUCCCUUAAACAAGGCUGAAAGCCAGAAGAACACUCCCAGAAGCUUUGUGGGCUGGGAGUCUGCAGAGAUGGGUGAUGCAUCUCUGUCUGAGUCUCCAGAAGAGGAGGAGGACAACGACAGUCCAGGUCCAAGGAGAGGAAACAGCAGCCCCCAAAGCAUGCCUCAGGAACCUUGCUCACCUUCCACACCUUCCACAGACGACUGGCUCGGAAGUCCCCGCAAACGCACCCAGACCCUACCCACCUUCAACUGCCCCCUCACCGGGAUGGCAGCCAAGGCAGACGCCCUCAACCGGUGGAGUCACAUCCAGGAGAGUGUGGAGGAGAAGAGUGGGACAUUGUCAGAAGACAUUUUUAAGAUCCUAGACCUCCGGAGUUCAGGCUCAUUGUUUGGGGGGUCUCAAAUGAGUAACAAGGAGGGAGAGGAUAGGUUAACAGCCCGAAGAGGAAGUGACAACACAGGUUCUACUACUAGUGGCUCCCAAAAACCUGACAGCGACUCCUGGACUGCCCAGGCGCUGGCUCGUCAAAAGAGUGCAGGGAACCUGACAGUGAGCAGUUCACUCCAGCAGGUCAACAGCAGGUCUGAGCAGAAGAAAGACACCCAGCCGCUUGUAGACAGUCUGCAGCAGGAGAACAAGGAGCUGAAGGCCACAGUGGCAGAGCUCCAGUCUGCUCUGGAGGCAGAACGCCGCCGUGUGGCUGCUCUUGAGAUCUGCCUGAGAAAUGCUGAGCGCAGCCGCGACGAGGCCCAGAAACGCAACGAGGAGCUGCAGAGAGACAUUCAGCAGUUCCUCACCAAAGCGCCACAAGCUCCCACCUAACAGUAAUUCUCAGACUCACUAGUAUAUGGAUUUAUGAAUCCGUUAACCUCAACAGAGUUAUUUCAACGUGAACUGGUAAUGGAAUAUACUAUUGUCCCCCAGUGGGAUGACACUGGCUUGUUUCCAUUUGAACUCUGUUUGGUCCUCAAUAUUAAUUAUUGGCUCAUUUAUUUGUGCCUGUGAGAAAGUGUGUCAAGAAGAGAUCUAAAUAGGCUUUCAUAUCACCAUUGACAUUAAAGACUUAAACAGAUUGUUCCUUCCUGCUGCAGAAGUCAUGUCACCGUAUUUAAACUGCCUUGAUCUGGUGUGUCCAAAGAAUUGCAAGGCCGGACAACAUCAGCACAGAAUGAACCCUUUGUUUAAAGAUCAUCUAGACUCAAUAUUGUUAAUGGUGGGCAGUACAAAUACUGUGUGUCAUACAUGGAGUGAGUAGUCCAUUAUCUGAUGUUCCAUUUAAAUGGUAAAUUAAUAAAACAGUGCACAUUUAA
Messenger RNA from Epinephelus moara (kelp grouper), 2676 nucleotides. It is a transcript of the gene arhgap25, whose product is annotated as Rho GTPase activating protein 25. Gene Ontology annotation, cellular component: phagocytic cup. The record is from RefSeq and is a predicted model, not a curated record. Gene Ontology annotation, biological process: negative regulation of small GTPase mediated signal transduction; signal transduction; activation of GTPase activity. The transcript is spliced from 11 exons. Lineage: Eukaryota; Metazoa; Chordata; Actinopteri; Perciformes; Serranidae. The coding region runs from base 275 to 2188 and encodes 637 amino acids. Gene Ontology annotation, molecular function: GTPase activator activity.